AUGCACCCAGAUGAGGCGAUCGAGCAGAUUGUGCACAAGGAGAAGAUCUGCUCCUUCAUCAUCAACGGCGUGACGGCGGUCACGCCGACAAACGAUGGGCGGCGACUACUGACGGGCGGUGCCGAUGGCAAGGUGCGCGUGUGGGCCGUCUCCAAGGCGCAGCAGGUGAUGGUCGCCUCGAUGCAGGAGCACAAGGGGCCAAUCUUUUCGAUUGCAAUCCGCGCCAACGACUCGGAGUGCGUCUCGGCGUCGGCGGACGGCUCAUGCAUCGUGUGGGCACUUGCUGGCCUCACGCCCUACACGCGAGUGGGCGUGCUGUUCGCGCCGCAGUUCUUCAAGUGCGCGGUCUACUUGCCGGACGAGUCGCAAAUCCUAACGUGCGGGACGGACCGCAAGGUGACGUACUGGGACAGCACUGACUUUUCGCAAAUUCGUGUCGUCGACGCUUCGGAGGAGGCGGAGAUGACCUCACUCCACAUCUCUGGUGACGGCACUUUCUUCGCCUCUGGCUCGGCUGACCGGCGGGUCAAGCUAUGGUCCUAUGACGAGGGUGUGGCGUACUGCGUCGGCAACGCGCACUCGAGUGCAGUCGCCGCCAUCAAAAUCUCCCCGGACGAGCAGACGGUGGUGUCGGUCGGCAGGGAGGGCGGAAUCAACAUCUGGAGGGUGCCAGAGGGCAUGGGCGCGGCGUGA
Messenger RNA from Emiliania huxleyi CCMP1516, 693 nucleotides. Its product is annotated as WD40 repeat-containing protein. Gene Ontology annotation, molecular function: U6 snRNA binding; protein binding; U4 snRNA binding. Gene Ontology annotation, cellular component: U4/U6 x U5 tri-snRNP complex. The transcript has 2 exons. Gene Ontology annotation, biological process: mRNA splicing, via spliceosome. NCBI's taxonomy places the organism in Eukaryota, Haptophyta, Isochrysidales, Noelaerhabdaceae. Bases 1 to 693 code for a protein of 230 amino acids. The record is from RefSeq and is a predicted model, not a curated record.